AUGAUGAACAUCCUAUAUCUCGCCCUCUUGCUCCUCCACGGCAUCCACCUCGUGGCAGCGGAUUGCGCGGGUGUAGAGUUCAAACACCCAUCAACGGCAGCGAGUUCGAACCCAGAAUAUACAAACGGGGCCAUACUUCAUGUUGAGGUGGGAGGCUGGUCGAGCGAGGACAUUAAGGAAUGCCUGGGUGAGGCAGGGUCAUACAGUGUCUGGCUGGUAUCUGAGUGGGUGAGCAGUGAGGGCGUGCCAUAUUCCAAGUUAAUCUAUGAGGGUCUUGACCCUAGGAACGGGUACAUCGAUGAUUUAAUCCUGGAUAUUUCAAAAGACAAUCUAAAAUGGUCGCCGUACCAUCUCGAACUCAAGAAAGGAGCGGAAAAAUACGAUUUUUUUAAUACCAAGAAGGCCGUGUCUGGGGGUUUCAAAGUAAUCAAAGCAGACGAUACGAUAACCACAUCAUAUAGCACGACUACCAUUACAUCAACAACAAGUGUUGAAACUUUAACGACGACGUCGACAUCGACAUCGACAUCGUCCUCCUCGGCGGGCAUAAUAACCCGACCAGCGACAACUGUGAUAAUAACGCAGACGGCUAGCCCUACCACCACAAGCUCAACGACGGCCAUCCCUGAAAAGACGGGCCUCGGCACUGGCGCAAAAGCAGGCAUCGGAGUGGGCGUGGCUGCUGGCGUGAUUGGUAUAGCGGCCGGGGCCUAUAUACUGCUAUUACUACGGCGACGGCGGCGCGCCCGCCAGGUCAUGCCCAUGAUUAGCGGCCAGGAGUCUGGCAAGUACACGCCCCCGGGGCCGCCGGAGAUGCACGACGAGCUACCAGGCUCACUCCCAGUGAGUAGUCAGAUGAACGAUGCCCAUAAGAGAUCUGCCAGCGAGAUGCUCGGCUCGCUCCCAGUGCGCAGCAAUCCAGGUGGUCGCAGGGACGCUGGGGGAGGAGAGGCUUUUGAGUUGCCAUAG
Arthroderma uncinatum is the source of this 969-nucleotide messenger RNA. RefSeq lists its product as uncharacterized. The record is from RefSeq and is a predicted model, not a curated record. NCBI's taxonomy places the organism in Eukaryota, Fungi, Ascomycota, Eurotiomycetes, Onygenales, Arthrodermataceae. The transcript is spliced from 2 exons. Bases 1 to 969 code for a protein of 322 amino acids.